AAUGAUGAAAUGCGAUCAUCAUGGUGAUGUGAGCACUGGUGUAAAGCAACCGAAUGGGGUUGGAAACCAAAUACUAGGUGGUACAAGUAGUCGUGUCGUGUCUCGUGUGGCUGCUAUGUGAGAAAACGUGCUGGUGGUCAACAGAGACUAGAACAAAAUAUCGUUAGUGAGACUACCCGAAGUAAUAACUUAACUCUUUCAAACCCAAGGGGUCUGGUGGGUUUAGAUGGAUGAGGGAGAUUUUUUUGCUUUUGUUUUUUGUUUUUGCGGAUGAUGGAUGAGGGAGAUUGGAGUGGACCGGCCGUCUAAUGAUUCAUCUGAAAUCUACUCUACACUGCAAAUUAUCUACAUGUGUGUGCAGGUCAACUGACUAUAUGUCGGCCAUCUGAAAUGGAAAUUACCUGCGUGUCAACGUCGCGCGCCACCAUUUAAUCUAGUGCACACUAGUGCUAUCAAAGCAAAAUAUGUCAUAGCAGGCUGCUGAAUGCUGCCCCCGUUCAUACACAACGCCUCCUAAAAGCACGCCUAGUCCUAGCUAGGCGUCAUUUUCUGUCACUCUCCGUCUCGGCCGGCCGGUCGUGGAAGAGAGCUUCAUAUUAUUAUUACAUCCGACUUUUCCUGAUGCGGCAAUUCAACCAGCUUCUUCUUCUCCUCCGUGUCUGAUCACUCGCCAUCACCGGCUUCUUCUCCUCCAUACAGGAGCUAGGAAGGAACUCUCUCUGGUGCUGUGUGUAUUAUAUGAUCGAGUCGCCAUGCCUUGUUGCUCUUGCUGCUUCCGCGUCUCCAACAAGGAAGAGAAACACGCCUCCGAUCUCUACUCCCGUUCCAUGGGCAGACUGUCAUCUGAGAAGAAGAUCAAGCUCUUCUCCUACGCGGAGCUGCGGUCGGCGACCAACAACUUCCACCGGAGCAACCACAUCGGGCGAGGCGGCUUCGGCGCCGUCUACAAGGGCGCGCUGCGGGACGGCAGCGGCGACGUGGCGGUCAAGGUGCUGUCCGCGCACUCCCGGCAGGGCACCAGGGAGUUCCUCACCGAGAUCGACGUCAUCGCCAACGUGAAGCACCCCAGCCUGGUGUCCCUGCUGGGCUGCUGCGUGGAGGGCCGCCACCGCAUCCUCGUCUACGAGCUCCUCCCCAACGGCAGCCUCCACGGCGCCCUCCUCGCCUCCGCCGGCGACCCCUCCAGGCUCACCUGGGCGAUCAGGCGCGGCGUCUGCGUCGGCGUCGCUAGGGGCCUGGCGUUCCUGCACGAGGAGAUGGCAUCCGGCCCCAUCGUGCACAGGGACAUCAAGGCCAGCAACGUCCUCCUCGACGCCGGCUACGGCGCCAAGAUCGGCGACUUCGGCCUCGCCAAGCUCUUCCCGGACGCCGCCACGCACGUCAGCACCCGCGUCGCGGGGACCGCGGGGUACCUCGCGCCGGAGUACGCGCUGUACGGCCAUCUCACCAAGAAGGCCGACGUCUACAGCUUCGGGGUGCUGCUGCUGGAGACCGUCACCGGCAAGAGCAGCUCCAGGAGCUUCCAUUUAUCCGACGAGGGGGACAAGGUGCUGGUGGAGAGGGUGUGGGAGCUCUACGAGGCGGCCAACCUCAGGGACAUGAUCGACCCGGCGAUGGAAGACGGCUGCAAUGAGGAGGAGGCUGUGAGGUACAUGAAGGUGGCGCUGCUGUGCACGCAGGCGACGCCGCUGCGGCGGCCGUCGAUGCCGCGGGUGCUGGAGAUGCUGGAGAGGGAGGAUGUCCGGUUGAGGGAGAAAGAGAUCACGCCGCCGGGCUACGUCCUCCGGGACAACAAGGACAUCCACUCCACGUCCAUGGUCGUUGCUUCGCACACCGUGACGGAGGUAGCGCCAAGGUAAAGAAGUGUUAAACGAGUCUAUAGCCUAGCCCUAGGUUGUUAGGAUCAGCUUGUGUGCUGUAUAAAUAAUGAUCAAGUUAGGUUGUUGUAGAUAAAUCCUAAUUGGAUUGUAUCUUGUACCCUGCCUGAGUAUAAAUGGAAGGCAAGGCCUGCACAUAAAUCAGGGCAAUUCAUUC
Messenger RNA from Triticum urartu, 2034 nucleotides. Its product is annotated as cold-responsive protein kinase 1. Lineage: Eukaryota; Viridiplantae; Streptophyta; Magnoliopsida; Poales; Poaceae. The record is from RefSeq and is a predicted model, not a curated record. Gene Ontology annotation, molecular function: protein kinase activity; ATP binding. Gene Ontology annotation, biological process: protein phosphorylation.